This is a messenger RNA of Aspergillus tanneri, 747 nucleotides long. RefSeq lists its product as uncharacterized. The transcript has 3 exons. The record is from RefSeq and is a predicted model, not a curated record. Bases 1 to 747 code for a protein of 248 amino acids. Lineage: Eukaryota; Fungi; Ascomycota; Eurotiomycetes; Eurotiales; Aspergillaceae.
AUGUCUCACCAGCAUUACAAUCCCACGGACUUGGCCUCUGUUCUUCAAACUCUCUCCGCAUUGUCCAAUCCAAUUCCCUCUCAACCAGAUCUCCCCGACGAUGACCCGUACGAACCAUCCGACUCGCUCUCUAUAUCAUCAUCAUCGCCUACCAUACCGCAACGGCCACCGGAGCCUUUCCCCAAUCGCUCAACUCUGCACCACAAGGCUCGUGCAAAUGCGGACUCAUCGACGGUGACCGUCGUCGAUACCUCGUCCGUCAGCACGUGGCCCGCUGCACUGCGACAUGUCAUGCGCCUCGUGUCACAGAGUGAAGACGUCCAGCGCCGGGUUCGCUGGCUGAUCCAACGACAGCAUGACCAUGAGAAACAAUGGUGGCGGGGAAGGGAGGCAUUGGUGAAGAAGCAGAAGGCUCGUGUCGAGAAGAAAAAGGAGAUGGAUGAGGUUUUACGCUCAGUGGGAGCGCCCGUCGACUCUACCAAACAAAUCUCGACCGUCGAAGAAGAUGAAGCCGAGUUGAAAAGGUACGAUGCCAAAGUAUACACUGCAUCGAAGCAGAUGGCAGAGGCAAUGGCGGCCGAACUGCGGGGUUUGCAAAUCCCUUUCUUUAGCAUCAAGCCGGCACUGGUCACCGACUCUUCGAACUCCGAUCCCAGCCCCCCAUCAAGCGAGACUCUCUCGCCAGAUGAGCUCUCCGCUCUUCAGCGUCGCAUGUUAGAAUUGCUGCAGGAUCUUUGUAAGGAGUAG